AUGUCUAAAGCUCCGGGAGCACGUCAGGGGGUUCUUUCUGACGCUCCCAAGGGUAUUAAUAAGACUCCAAAGAAAUCUAAGGCAGCUAUGCAUUUUGCAAAUGCAGCUCUUCCUCCUUUACCAAAAAUCGAAUAUCCAAAAACAUCUGGGUGUCUUUCUCCAGUAUCUAGGCCAUUAAAACCUCCUGAGGAGCUUCUACCAGACUAUAAUCCAGACAAUUCAUUUUCUCAAAUCGAACGCGUAACUCAACACAUUGGAAAAAUCGUUUCUAAUUACGAAGAAAAGAUGGAAGAUGAUUCCCAAAAGAUGCGUGCUGACUUUGACAUGCAAUUUGCCAGCAGUAUGCUUCAGCCAACAGAUAUUGUUAAACAAUCACAAAAAAUUGUUGACGAAUUACUCUCAAAGAAUCGAGAAUUGAAAGAAACACAGAAUAGCCUUAUGGAUGGCAUAUCACUCUGGCUCAAACAAGAAGAACAAACAUUACAAACAGCAACACAACCAAUAGAUGUUCCAAUUGUUGACGAUGAAGUAAUUCAAAAACUCGAUUCUAAUACUAAAAACGAAACAGCUCUCAAAGCUGUAUCAAUCCAUACUGAUAUUGUUUCAAAAUCAAUUAUGCAAAUACGCAAAUUAGAAAAUAAGAUCAUGGAACAAGAGCAGACGAUCAAAGCUCUCAAGGAAGAGAACGCCAAAAAGGUUAUUUCCGUACAAAGAAGGAUUGACAGCAAAUUAGAUGAAGCAACUAAGAAAGAACUCGACGAAGCAAAGAAAACAAUCGCAAGACUCGAAGCUACGAACAAAGAACAACAAGAAAGAAUAGAAAAACUUAUCGUUGAUUCAAUUCAAGUAAAUACAUCACGAAGCUCAAACAGUACAACACUUGCUGCUAAUUUCGAAGCAUCAGAAAAAGAUGUACUUAUCGAAAAACUUAAAAAAGAAAUCUCCGACCUUAAAGAAGAAAAUACAAAUGUAAAAACUACGGUUAGACUUACUCAGAACGAGAAAGAGUUUUUACAAUCUAGAAUUACAAGCUUAGAAGAACAAAUCAAGACAGAUAGAAAGAAAUUUGAUCUUCAAUUUCGUGAAUUAAUUAACGCAAACGCUGAUAAAUCAGGAAAAGCAGGAAAAGACACAGCUUCUCUCAAAAUGAUACAAACAUUACGUACAGAAAUCGGUGAAUUACAAGAAAAAAUGAACAAACAAAAGCAAGAAGAUCAACAGAAUCAAGAACUCGAAAUCCAAAGACUUAGGAACGAAUUUGAAGAGAGGGAAUUGACGUUCAAGCAGAAGAUGGCCUUGAAAUAUGCAAGCAAGAACCAUAGAGCUGAUUUUGAAGAUUUCAAAAAUAAUGAAAUGCAAUUACGCGAAAAUAUGAAGCGAGACCAUGACCUUGAAAUCGAAAAGCUCAAGAAUGACCACCAGGCUGAGAUGAAUUCCACGAUCGAGGACUUUACAGAGAGAUUAAACGAAAUGAAGAAGAAAUUAGACGAAGCAGAGAUGUCAAACGUCGACCAAGACACAGCCGCAAAGAUAGAGAAGAUAACCACGGACUACGAAAAGCGUGCAAUUCAGCUAGAAAGCGAUUUCAACCAAAGAAUGCAAAAUCAAAGGGAAGAAUUCGUCAGAUUCAAGGCCAAAAUCGAUAAAGACAUUGAAGAAAAGGACAACCUGAUACAACAACUCAGCGAACAAUUGAAGAAUUCCAAUUCCGAAGUAGAUAUGUACAAAUUAGCCAAAGACAAGACAGAACAAGAGCUAGCUGUGUACAAACAAUUGGAAUUGGAGAAGAGCGACCUCAUUAUUCCAGAAACAAACGAACUUCCUAAAGUAGAUAUCGCAGGAUUAGCUGGAGAGAUCAGACAAAGGGUCGAAUCGGAGUUCCUCAAGCAAAGAAUGGCCUUUGAAUCAGCACUUAAGAACAGAAUGUCGCAGCAAAGGUUAGAUCAAGAAAAAGAAUUUGAUCAGAAGCUUUCUGACCAAGAGAAAGAGUAUGAAACAAAGAUCUACAACAUGGAAACAGACUACAAAGACCAAAUUGCACAACUCAUGGGUCAAAUCGAUGGAAUGAAGAUGGCAGACAGAACAAACAAUUUACAAGCGCAAACAGCCGAAUUAGAUGCAAGAAUCAAAGCCCUAGAGAUAGAGAAAGAACAUCUCUUGCAACAGAACAAAGCUUUGGCCCAACAAAAUCUCGAUGAUGUCACUAAAGCUCAAAUCGACCAACUUUUGAUUGAAACUGAAGAAAAACAGAAAGAAAUUGACAAUCUCCAGAAACGGCUUAAAGAUUUGAAGGAAAGACAGAGAUAUGUAUCUCCUGUUACUCACGACAGACCAAUUCUUCUAACAAAGAAUGCUGUUUCUCACAUGUAUUUCGAUAAUUCUCGUGAUGUUGUCAAAAAAGAUCUUUCUGUCAAAACCGAAAUUUGUCUUUCAAUGCCUCCAACUAAAGAAAUCGAUUCAUCGAAACUACCACCUACGCUGAUCAACCAAUUAUCCAAUACUGAUCCUCCUUUGCUACAAGACGCAGAGACAAUAACAAACAACACUCAUUUCCAACAGUUGAGAAUUUGUUUGGACAGAUCAGAAGGAUACGUUUUCGUGGAAGUACCAGAAAACAAAGGAAAAUCCGAAGAAUCAACAGCAAGAUCUGCUUAUACUCUUUCAAGAAGAUUCUCUCUCAUUUUGUCACAACCUAAUAUACACUUGGAUGGUGAAACAAACUCUUCUUCAACUGAGGAAUUACCUAUUAUAAAUAGUAGUAAACCAAGAAGAAACAAAGAACAAUUAAGAAUUUCUAUAAACGAAGAAAAAGGUUCUAUUGUUAUAGAAAAACCAGAAAUUAUUCCUCCACCUAAUAUUGUACACACAGAAAUUGUUGAUGGACAGACACAGAAGACAAUCAGGCCACAGAACUCUUCAAUUCUUAUAAUGGCUGAAUCAAAAGAUUCAAUAAAUAUCGAUGAACAAAGUGAAACAACACAAACUGAUGUCCAAACAAACGAACCUGUUGAGACAAAUAAGCUGAGGAAACAGAUUGCUAUUAGUGAUUCAUCGAAUUCGAUUAAUAUCAAGUUGAAGACGAAUGAUUUGACAUUUACAAGUGAAGGAACAGUUUCUAUUUCUCCACAAAAAGAAAACAAACAAAUUGAGAAAAUUCCAGAAGUCAAAUCUGACAGACAAAUUAAAACUCCUGAAUUGGAAAAUCCAAUUCCAUUCAACUCUUUGCAGUUGAGGCCUUUGCAAUCUUCUGUAGAAGUAUUCGAUCUAGGUAAAGAAGCUAAUGAAAGAUUCGCAAGAAGACAACAAAUAGAAAGAAUAAGAAAAAUGGUUAAAAUUCAUACAGUUCAAGCAAGUGUUGAACCAAAAAUUGAUGUCGAAGUUAAUGAAAAAAGUGACACAAAUGAAGGUCACUUCACCAAGGUUUAUACAAACAUUCUUCAGCAUUACGACAAUGUUGAUGUUUCUCCAGCAUCAAGAGCAAACAUCAGUUGCCAGAUUGAUAUAAUUGAAACUCCAAAACACAAGAUUUUGAAGUUUAUUCCUCCUAUGGAAAUCUUUUCGCUUUUGUUGAACGAAAUCAGUCCAGAACAACCUCCUGAAGUAUAUCCAGCAGAACAAGUAACAAGCGUUCCUAAGACAGAAGUCCUCAAGCUUGUUACAGCUGCAGGAGAUGUCAUAGAAUUCCCUCCACGACCUUUGCUGAGUCUUUCUGACGACAAAAACGUCAUCGAUGUCGGUCAAAAUAUUGUUGCAAAAGAGGCGAAAACAAUUGGAAAGAACUUAGAACUUGUUAUGUCUGAGAUGCAGUCAAUACAAGAAGAAUUAGACACAACAAAGAAGGAUCAAAUGAUGAAUACUUUAGGAAAACAACUCGACAUCGAAAAAGACAAUUUAAUUUCACAACUCAAAGAAAGAGUUACUGAAUUGGAACAGCUCCAAAAGAAGAAGAUCUCUUUGCAAACUUCCAAAUCAAGUAUCCUUCAAAUCCAAGAAAAAUCUGAAGAAAAAUUUGAAGAAAAAACCGAAGAAAAAAGUGACAAAAUUAAUGAAAAUGAAAAUGAUGAUGACAAGAAAUCUGUAACAUCCAAGAAGCUGGAAUUAUCAACAACAAUGAGUGUUGCUGAAGAAGAACCAGCGAAACAAGUAUUAGAAAUCAAUCCUGUUAUGGAAAUUUCGAGAAAUGAAGAAGUUACAAGUUUGGCAUCAGAAAUACAAUGGACAUACGAUAAGAAUGAGAAAGGAAUGCCAACAUUGAGUGUUAACCAAACAGAAGAAAUCUUUAUUUCAGCGGAACCACCUCCACAACCUAAAUCCAAACGAGUAACUGUAUCUUUGUCGAAGAAUAACAACGACGAACUCAGAAAACAACAAGAAGAAAUUGAUAAAUUAAAGCGUAAAAUUGAAGAACUUCAAAACGCUAAAACUCCACAACAAAUGAAACAAGUUGUUGGAGAUAUCAAUGAUUCAUUACAAGUUGUUGAAGAAAACGCUGAUGAACAAUCAAACAAGUUAAUCCAAUUGACAGGAACAAGAAACAAGAACAAAUCUAGUUUAACUGUUUCAACAGGAUUAAACACUGUAAUGAAAGAUGCAGAAAUGAUUUCAACAGAUGCUUUUGAUGCAUUUGAAGAAAGUAAAAACUGUUCAUUGGAAGCAGCAAAACAACUCAACUCAACAAUCGAAGAUUUCUCAAAGAAGAUUGGUUCAGAAGGUGCUACACCUACAGAACAAGUCCAAUUAGUGAAGAAAGUUAAAGAUAUCGCUGCUGUUAUCGGAAAAACUCCUGAAGCUCCUUCAAAAACUGACAUCAAAGAAUUAUAUGCCAAGGCUUUGGAAGAAAUCAAGCGUCAGGAAGAUCUGGUAGACAGUUUGAGACGAGAGAUUGUUAACUUGAAACAAUUCUCUUCUGAUUCUUCAGCGUUUGUAAAAGUACAACAAGUUGAAAAAGAAUUAAACGGAUUAUUCGAAAACAGAUCACAAGAAAACAACUUGUUUAGUAAUUAUCAAGAUGCAGCAACAUAUAUAAGAUCUAUGGCUGAUCAGAUAAAGAAUGAUGGAUCAGUUGCUUCUGCUGGAGCAACAUCUGAAGUUGAGCAAUUAAAGAAAUUGAUGAAUCAAGGUCAACCACAGUGGUUUACUAUCAAAGAUUUGCUGGGAAAGAUAAGAGAGAAGAUGGCUAAAGACAUACAGAAAUCAUUGAAUGAAGAAUUGAUACAUGAUCUAACACAAAAACUCGAUGAAUUAACCAAAGAAAAUGAUGAUUUACACAAGGAAAGAAUACAAACAGAAAGAGACAGAAAAAUGGAAAGAGAAAAAGCAAGAAUCGAAUACCAAAAACUCAAUGAAUUGUAUAAAAACGCUCAAAACUAUAAUGAACUAUUACUUAAGAUACAACCAAAGGAUAGUUCUACACCUAAUGUUAAUGAUGACGAGAAAGAAAUAUACGACAAACUCCAAGAAAGUCAGAUAAAAGAGAAACAAUAUUUAGAGCAAUUGCAAGAGAAAAUUGAACAAAAUUCUAAAUUGCAACAAGAAAAUUUGAGACUAGAAGGAGUUUUGAAACAACAAGAAGAGUCAUUCAACAAGUUAUUCCAGCAAUCUGCAGAUAACCAAGCAGACAAACUGAUGGCAGGAAUCAGAUUGGAAGAACUCCUCAAAGAAGAUGAAAUUUUGAGAAAGAAGAUUUUGGUUUUGGAAGGAAUAAGAGAAGAUUUGAACAAACAAAUUGGAGAAUUCACUUCUAAACUUGGUGAUUCACAAGACAUAAUCAACAAAUUACGUUCUGAUAUCAUUAAACUACAAGAUCAACUAGUAAAUCAAGAUGUUGCUGGCCAAAAGAAGAUUGUCGAAGAAUUAAAGAUGGAUCCGAAAACAGAAGGUUCAAGGAUGGUCAGACUUUAUCAAAGUAAAAUGGACAACAUGCAACAACUCUUAGAAAGCAGAGGAAGAGAGAUAAUUCAGCUUGGUUUCAGAAGAGCAAAUGACCAGAAAGAAAUGUUAUUAUUAAAGGCAGAAAUCAACAGAUUAAAGAGAGAACUCAAGUUCCAAUCAAUGAGAUACAACACCUCCAAAGAAGAUGCAGAGUUCGCAAGGAAAUCAAUCGCAAUGAGAGAUGAAGUAAUAAGAGAACAAAAACGUGAAAUUGCAAGGUUAAGAUCAUUAAUUGAAAGAUUCGUCGCAAUGAAACAAAUACAAGCUUUGGAUUCUAAAGAAGGAGAAUCAUUAAUUAACGAAGUUCUCUCUUCAAGAGGAAGACUUAAAUACGCGGCUUUGAUCGCAAAGAGGAACCAAAACAAACCAAGUUUCUCGAAAUACGAUUCUUUGCUUCAGAGAGACAGACAACAUUAUAUAAACGCGGAAGCAAAGAGAAGAGAAUUCCAAGAGAGACAAGAGAAACAGAACAUGAGAAUUCUUCAAGACGUUGCUUUGUUGGCAAGAGAAAACGAACUCACAAUUCCAGAAACAGUUGUGAUGCAGAUGAUGCCAAAACCAAAGCCUUCUACAAAGAUUUCCGCUCAACAGGCAAAGAAAGAAUACGUACAGAUGACAGCAAAAGAAGUAGAUGAGAUGCUUAAAGCAGAUUUCCCGAAGCCAAUCAACGAAUCAAAAUUCCAGAAAGAACCUUCUUACGCAGACAGACUCAGAGCAAUUGGAGAAAACCAGGACAAAUACCCUCCUGAAGUUGUUAGAUCGAUGCUUGUUGCUGCAAGACAUGGAAAAGUUGUUGUACCUGCAAGUACUUUCAACAAAGAAAAGGCAUUCCCUGUUAUAACAGGAAAACAGUUGUCUACAAAGUAA
Molecule: messenger RNA, 6798 nt
Organism: Trichomonas vaginalis G3
Lineage: Eukaryota; Parabasalia; Trichomonadida; Trichomonadidae
Product: A-type inclusion protein-related family
Exons: 1
Coding region: 1-6798 (2265 amino acids)
Source: RefSeq, a predicted model, not a curated record